Cornus florida is the source of this 1533-nucleotide messenger RNA. RefSeq names its product protein CANDIDATE G-PROTEIN COUPLED RECEPTOR 2. The transcript has 6 exons. The coding region runs from base 332 to 1243 and encodes 303 amino acids. Lineage: Eukaryota; Viridiplantae; Streptophyta; Magnoliopsida; Cornales; Cornaceae. The record is from RefSeq and is a predicted model, not a curated record. Gene Ontology annotation, cellular component: plasma membrane. Gene Ontology annotation, biological process: G protein-coupled receptor signaling pathway. Gene Ontology annotation, molecular function: G protein-coupled receptor activity.
UUUAUCCAUCUCACGUUGAGAGCUGCUCAACAAACCGUUGACAACCUAAAAUCCCGCGGUUAGGGUUUCGACAUCAAAAUUCACUUUUUUCCCAAAUUCUCAGUCCGAGCUUCAACUUUACAGCGAAAGUUCUAGGGUUUUCACGGAGUCUCGCAUUCUUGCACAUUUUUGUCUACAGUCUCUACAAUAUCCGCGUUGAUUCAUAGUUUCAUACACGCCAAUCGAUUUUAUUGAAUCCGACGGUCCGUGAACUCUGAUUCUGAAAAUUCGAUCUCAGAAUACAGAAAAUUAGGGUUCUUUCGACGCAGUUAGCGCUCGGUUGUGGAGAACGAUGAGAGUUAUCGAAGCUGUUGCAGAGGUUCCGUUCUCUUCUUCUUCGGUCUCGAAUUCGACCAUAGAUGGAGGGGUUGACGGUCCGAGUUUGUACGGUUGGAUGUUCGAGUGUCAUGGGUUUGGGCAUAAUCUUGUUUUGAUGGUGUGUUCUGCUUUGUUCGUGUUUUACCUGGCGUUUCAGGGGAAGAAGAGCUUCGCGAAGCUGUCGUAUGGCCGAUCUUAUAUCAUGAUAGCGUAUUACGGGAUUCUUUGGAUCGUUAGCAUUCUCAAUUUUGCUUGGUGCUCACUUCAGGCAUGGGAGUGCACUCCUGCGGAAGAAUUAGCAUGGAAUAUCUUGUCUUUGUUUACAACAUCUGGAAUGCUGUUUCUUGAAGUAAGCUUGAUGGCAUUUUUACUCCAAGGAAAUUAUGCAAGUGGACUGGAAGCUUUAACACGGACAUUUGUUGUCUCAGGAAUUAUUGUUGGUGUAGAUAUACUUCUCAAGGCAAUCUACAUAUUUGGAUUUGCGAUUCCUUUGUUCAUUUAUAAUUCUGAAGACACCCACAAGUUGAAAUGGGGCCUAUGGGUUGUUCACAAGCUAUUGCUUACUGCUAUCUAUGGCUUCAUUUUAUUCAUCUAUCACUCUAGAUGGAGAGAGAGGCUACCAGCAAGACCUGCAUUCUACAACUACAUCACCAUCAUGUUUUGCAUGAAUGCAUUGGCUCUAUUUGCUUGUGGGCUUACUGGACAUGGGGCCGGAUUUGGGUUCUGGUUGUAUGAUGUCACGGUUAUUUGCUACCAUGCCUUUUAUCUACCUCUUCUCUAUGUUACGUUUCUAGCGGACUUUUUCCAGGAGGAAGAUUUGCAUCUGGAGAAUGUGUACUACUCUGAGAUGAAAGAUGCUGGCUUUUUCGAUGCUGAUUGGGAAUGAUAUGAUAACGUUGUCUGAACCACGAAAUGCUAGUUGGGUAUUACACUGUAAAUAAAUAAAAGUAAAUAUGACCCCAUUUGAUCUGGUGCCUUAAACUGAAUGCCCCGGCUGGAAGGGAGGUUUCAUGAAUAUUUUGUACGCGGUUUCUUUUAUCUUUUUUCUCUAGAGGUUCAGAUGCUGCUAAAGUAACUAUGAAACCAGAGUGAAGUGUACAAUAGAGUUGUGAUUGCUUUGUAUGGAAGUGUGUGAGUAAUUUUCAAUAUAAGAUCAGAAGUUAUUGAUGUGUCCCA